AUGGCUCCUCUCAGACUUCGCGUGGAAGGAAACGUUUUCCGAGAUUCCCAUGACCGAGAGGUCAUACUGAGAGGGAUAAACCUCGAUGCUACUGCGAAAUAUCCGCGGAUCCCAGACAUUCCAUCUCACGAAGUCAACGGGUUCUAUGAUGGGGACGAUGUCUCCUUUAUAAAUAGACCAUUUACCCUCGAAGACUCUCACGCCCACUUCUCCAGGUUAAAAAAAUGGGGUUACAAUCACAUCCGGUAUGUGUUUACCUGGGAGGCGAUCGAGCAUGCAGGGCCUGGCCGGUAUGACGAAGAUUGGAUUACAUUCACCAUCGAGCUGCUGAGGAUUGCGGGAUCUUAUGGUUUCUAUGUAUAUAUGGACCCACAUCAGGAUGUGUGGUCUCGUUUCUCAGGCGGUUCUGGAGCUCCAAUAUGGACGCUGUACGCUGCCGGGCUUGAUCCUCGGAAUUUUCAUGAUACUCAAGCUGCUCUGGUUCAAAACACGUACCCCGACCCGGCGGCGUUCCCAAAGAUGAUCUGGAGCACAAACUAUACCAGGCUUGUCUGCCAAACGAUGUUUACUCUAUUCUGGGCUGGGAAAGACUUUGCCCCGAAGGCAAUCAUUGAUGGCAUGAAUAUACAGGAUUACCUCCAAGAUCAUUUUAUUGCUGCCUGCAAGCGUCUGGCGACCAGAAUCCAUGAGGCGGGGGACUUGGAGGAUGAUGUGGUCAUUGGAUGGGAAAAUAUCAACGAACCUCACAGGGGUAUGAUUGGGAUUCCAGACAUUUCUCUUAUCCCAGCCGACCAACAAUUGCAGCUCGGGACAUCGCCGACUGCCUUUCAAGGAAUGAUGACGGGCUCCGGCUAUCCCUGCGAAGUAACGCAGUGGGAGUUUGGCACUUUCGGACCAACCCAAACAGGCAGGACGCUGGUUGACCCGGAGGGGAAGUCUGUCUGGCUUAAGGCAGAUCGUGCUGAUUUGUAUGGGUGGAAAAGAGAUCCUCAGUGGAAGCUUGGAGAAUGCGUCUGGGCGCAACAUGGCGUAUGGGAUCCUACUACGCUCACUGUCCUACGCAGUGGUCACUUUGGCUCACAUCCCAGGACUGGCGUGGCCUUGGAUUAUGAAGGAUUUAUCAACACAUACUUCCUAGAACAUUAUCGGAAAUACCGCGAUGCUCUAAGAAGUGUUCAUAAGGAAACAAUCAUGUUUUGCCAACCCCCAGUCCUGGAAAUACCACCAACUAUUAAGGGGACCGUAGACGACGACCCGAACAUGGUCCAUGCUGUCCAUUUCUAUGAUGGACUAACCCUCAUGUCAAAACAUUGGAACCGGUAUUAUAACGUUGAUGUUGUUGGAAUACUACGUGGGAAGUAUUGGAUCCCAGCAUUUGGCCUUAAAAUCGGCGAAACUGCGAUUCGAAACUCCUUCCGUGACCAAUUGCAUUACCUUCGUGAAGAGAGUUAUAAAAAUAUGGGCAACCACCCGCUGCUGUUGACAGAAACGGGGAUCCCUUAUGAUAUGGAUGAUAAACACGCAUACAAGACCGGUGAUUACUCUAGCCAGAUCAGUGCUAUGGAUGCAAACCAUUUCGGCAUCGAAGGGAGCGGUGGUAACGGGUAUAGCCUCUGGACUUAUGCUAGUGAGAAUUCACACGAAUGGGGAGACAAUUGGAAUGGCGAGGAUUUGUCAAUUUACUCGCCAGACGAUUUGGAGCUGCCAAUCGCGAAAUCGCUAGAUACCGGUAUGACCACGUUGGACCCUUCUUCUCCAUCAUUUUCACAGAGCAGAGCCAGCUUACAAACUAUUCGGGUUGAACCGGAUAAUUUGAAAGCAGCUCUCCCCACCGCGUCAAUUACUACAGAGUCCCAGCAAAAGGAAGGUGGAAAGCACCGAGGGUUCCGUGCUGUUGAAGCAUUUGUGCGGCCUGGCCCAGAAGCCGUCCAUGGGCACGUAAUGAGUUAUGGCUUUGAUCUGCAUAACUGCAUCUUUACGCUAUCCUUAACCGCUGACUCCUCUACCGCAUCCGAUGCCCCCACUCUUAUACAUCUUCCAGAACUACAUUUCCCGAAGGACAAGUCCGAGGUCACUGUAAGUGGUGGGAAAUGGGAGAUCUUCUCUCAAGAGUUCAAGCAUGGGACCGUUCAAUUUUUGAGAUGGUGGCAUGCUGAGGGAGAUCAGAAUAUAAAAAUCCAUGGCGUCAAACGCGAGCUUUCUGUUGUUAUUAACCCUCCGGACGAGGAAGGGUAUAUCGAACAGUGCAAGCAACAUUCAUGCAUUCUGAUGUAA
Molecule: messenger RNA, 2274 nt
Organism: Microsporum canis CBS 113480
Lineage: Eukaryota; Fungi; Ascomycota; Eurotiomycetes; Onygenales; Arthrodermataceae
Product: negative regulator of the PHO system
Exons: 4
Coding region: 1-2274 (757 amino acids)
Biological process (GO): ergosteryl 3-beta-D-glucoside catabolic process
Molecular function (GO): steryl-beta-glucosidase activity
Source: RefSeq, a predicted model, not a curated record